Messenger RNA from Phacochoerus africanus (Common warthog), 2010 nucleotides. It is a transcript of the gene CCND3, whose product is annotated as cyclin D3. The transcript is spliced from 5 exons. Gene Ontology annotation, molecular function: cyclin-dependent protein serine/threonine kinase regulator activity. Bases 157 to 1035 code for a protein of 292 amino acids. Gene Ontology annotation, cellular component: cyclin-dependent protein kinase holoenzyme complex; nucleus; cytoplasm. Lineage: Eukaryota; Metazoa; Chordata; Mammalia; Artiodactyla; Suidae. The record is from RefSeq and is a predicted model, not a curated record. Gene Ontology annotation, biological process: positive regulation of G1/S transition of mitotic cell cycle; mitotic cell cycle phase transition; regulation of cyclin-dependent protein serine/threonine kinase activity.
UGUCAGGGAAGCGGCGCGCGGCGGCGGGGGCGGGCUGAGGCUCCAACGCGGAGUGCCAGCGCCAGCACCAGUCCCGCGCCCCGCGCUCUCCGGCCCGCCGCCUUGCGUUCUGGCUCGCCAGCCCGCACUCCCGCCCUGCCCGUGCGCUGCCCGAGUAUGGAGCUGCUGUGCUGCGAGGGCACCCGGCACGCGCCCCGGGCCGGGCCGGACCCGCGGCUGCUGGGGGACCAGCGGGUCCUGCAGAGCCUGCUCCGCCUGGAGGAGCGCUAUGUGCCCCGCGCCUCCUACUUCCAAUGUGUGCAAAGGGAGAUCAAGCCGCACAUGCGGAAGAUGCUGGCGUACUGGAUGCUGGAGGUGUGUGAGGAGCAGCGCUGUGAGGAGGAAGUCUUCCCCCUGGCCAUGAACUACCUGGAUCGCUACCUGUCCUGCGUCCCCACCCGCAAGGCGCAGUUGCAGCUCCUGGGUGCGGUCUGCAUGCUGCUGGCCUCCAAGCUGCGCGAGACUACGCCCCUGACCAUCGAAAAACUGUGCAUCUACACGGACCACUCUGUCUCUCCCCGCCAGCUGCGGGAUUGGGAGGUGCUGGUCCUGGGGAAGCUCAAGUGGGACCUGGCCGCUGUGAUUGCCCAUGAUUUCCUGGCUCUGAUUCUCCACCGGCUCGCUCUGCCCCGUGACCGACAGGCCUUGGUCAAAAAGCACGCCCAGACCUUUUUGGCCCUCUGUGCUACAGAUUACACCUUUGCCAUGUACCCGCCAUCCAUGAUCGCCACGGGCAGCAUUGGGGCUGCAGUGCAAGGCCUGGGUGCCUGCUCCACAUCUGGAGAUGAGCUCACGGAGCUGCUGGCUGGGAUCACAGGCACUGAAGUGGACUGCCUGCGGGCCUGUCAGGAGCAGAUCGAAGCUGCCCUCAGGGAGAGCCUCAGGGAAGCCGCCCAGACCUCCCCCAGCCCAGCGCCCAAAGCCCCCAGGGGCUCCAGCAGCCAGGGGCCCAGCCAGACCAGCACUCCCACAGAUGUCACAGCCAUCCACCUGUAGCCCUGGAGAGGCCCCCUCGAGUGGCCACCGACAGCGGAGGAGGGGACACUGCCACCCCCUCUCCUCCCUGCCUGCAGGAACGAACCAUGCCACAGCCGAAGCCCGAGGGGGCUCCUUCUCACUCGCCCCUCGCAAGCCGAAGGGCCAGGUCCUACCUAUCCUUGCAGCGUGCACUAAGGGCCCAGCCGGCUGUGCUGGUGGCCAGUCAGGCUCCUCCUUCUCCCCGCAUCUGACUCUGCUCCUUCCCAUUCCACUAGGGGUGGGCCAGACUGGCCAGAGAUGAAAUUGCAGUAGGUAAAAUACAUGCACCAGCAUUCCUUCUGGGGGGCCCCCAUAUCCUGGGGCUCUCGUGUUCUCGACUGCCAAAACCCUCUGAUGCCUUGUAAAGGUGCUGCACCCUCUAGUUACUGCAUUUGGAUUGGAGUCUUUCUGCAGAACCUUCAGAUGGUGAGAGGAGAGUCUGGACAAGUCCUCGAAAGGCACUUGGAGGCCCCUGAGUAAUCCAUGUCCCCAGCUGCUCGUGGGGGAGGGGCCCCAGCUUCUGUCCGACUCCCUUGCUUGGCUUUUUGCUCAGCUUCUCCUGUGUGAUUUGGGGGCCGGGGGGAGAAGGUCAGUGCUAAAGGAAGAGGUUUUAAUUUAUUAAUUGCUUUAAGUACAACUAUAAGAAGGUGUGGUGGGCCCCUCUACCCCGAGCGGUGGUAACCCUGGUGGUUGCUGCAUCCCUCCCCUCUGCUGCUGCUGGCUCGAGGAUCUUUGUGGCCAAGGAGCUGCUACAGCCUGGGAAGGGCCGUGCCCUCCUCUCCCUCUGGCCCAUCCUCGGGGUGGGGGGGGGUGAAGCAGGGAUGACCUGGAGGUGACGGCCCCCGACUGGAGAGGGAGGCAAGCCCUGUUGACACAGGUCUUUCCUAAGGCCACAAGGUCCAGGCUGGUGGCCCAGGACCAUCAUGCUAUGUUAAUAAAAAUUCUGGAAUAAAA